UUCUUGUUCUUUUAUCAUUUCUUUCGAUGAAUCGCUGGUGGCGGGCGCAGCGGAGGAAACGAGAGAAAGGGGCGAUUCGCGAGCAUUGAUUUCUAGGGUUUUUAUCAGCCUCUCUCCCCCGCUUCAAAUGGUACCAGACAUUGUGCGAUAGACGCUUGACCGAUGGUUUGGUGUCUGUAUCCCGUCGAUCCCGUUCGAGGUGCCCAGAAGUACUACAUCUUCUCAAUAGGAACAUACAAAAUUGGUCGAAAAGAUUGUGAUGUGGUUGUUCAAACGGACACGUCGAUUUCUCGAGUUCAUGCCGAGAUUGUUCUUGAUAAAAUGAUUUCUCAAGAUCCCUCCGGAAGCAUGAUCUCCAGUGGUUUCUCGGGUGUUCGUAUAAUAGAUCGAUCGAAAUUUGGCACAGUUGUUAACAAAGAACUGGGGGCUGAUGCAACUCGUUUGAAGAAAAACCAGGAAGCGAUGCUGAAGGAUGGGAACUUUGUUACUUUUGGAACUGGCAGUGCAACUUUCAGGUUAUCUUAUGUUCCUUUUGUCAUUUUUUCCCGUUCUGUGAAUACGAGCCCACUGAAUCCAAUGAUUCAGGCUACAAUUUUAGCUAUUGGUGCAUAUCUGACCAGUAGCUGGAGCCCAGAGUGUACACAUGUUCUUGUUGAAAAAUCUUCUCCAGUAACAAUUGAGCUCAUUCAAGCAGUCUUGGCUAGGAAACCCAUUAUCCUUGGUGAUUGGUUUAAGAUGCUUGCUGAGAAGAGCAUAUGCACAGAAAUUCCAAGCUGUACAUUUUAUGUCCCAGAUUUGGUUCUAGAUGGGACAUUGGUAAAGGUUGUUGAACCCAUGUUUCGGGAGAAAAUUUUUGAAGGCUAUACUUUUGUUCUGGGAUCAUUAAAUCUGUACAAAUUUAAGGGUAUGUUCCAAUCACUACUAGAACUAGUUGGAGCAAAAUGUCUCAGUGCUGGUGAAUUUUCUUCAAACAGCCAGACUUCCACAGAUGGGGAGAAUAAUCAGCUUUUCUUGGUUGUACCUGCUGAGUCAACAGGCGAAUUCAGUCACUUGCGCGAGCUGUCUUCCUUGGUCAGGGUUAUUGAUGUAAAAUUAGUUGUUGCCGUUCUAUCUGGAAACCUGGAUCUGACCAUCUUUGAGCAACCUCCUUAUGUUGUUGCAUCAUCACAUUCCACUGAUGAAACUAUAGUAGCAGCUUCUGAUGUUGAGAUGGAUACUGCAACAUCGGAUCAUGCUGAUGCCACAUCGAAACCUCAACUUGCCAUCAACAGUGAAUAUGAAGAUGUGGUCAAACGAAGGUUGGAAGAUGGAAAAGGUGCCGGAAGGUGUGAAAACAGGGAGAGCGAUAUUGGUUCUCCUGCUAUUGCUUCCUAUGGUAAAGUUUCAGACUCCAGGAAUGAGGAUGUUGGACUUAUUACAAGGACAGAGAAAGGUGAUGAAUCUGCUGUCGACAGACAUGAAAAUUCAGACAUCAUAUAUAGUCAAGAUCUGAUUGUACGGAAUAUCAGCACAACAUAUUCUCAAAGAUCCACCACUGAUGAAGUGUUCAACUUCAAAUGUUUUAGAAAGAAAGAGACUGUUUCGGGCAACAGCUUCAAGGACCUUAUUCCAUUUUCAAAAGAUCCAUACAAUGAGUCCGACUUUGGGAGCAAAGGAACAUCGGAGUACAUGAAGGAAGAGAAGAAGCGAAAGCAAAUUGAAGCAAUUGCGGAGGACUUGUUUAACAAUGACAAGGUGAGGAAACGUGCGGCUGCUGGUGCUUCUCUUUAUUCUCUCUUUAAUCACAAAUGAUGGUGGUAAUAUUUCUGAUACAUCACCUAGUGAUAGAAGCUCUUUGGGCUGAAUGGUAUUAGCUUAAAGUCUAAUACCUGGGGUUCAAACUAAUGAAAUCCUUUUUUUUCCUUUUCCACAAGGAUGUUGUUUAUAAUGUCCUGGAUCCGGUUUAUAAUUGACCGUUUAUAAUGUCUUUCUCA
Musa acuminata subsp. malaccensis (wild Malaysian banana) is the source of this 1973-nucleotide messenger RNA. Its product is annotated as nibrin homolog. The record is from RefSeq and is a predicted model, not a curated record. Gene Ontology annotation, biological process: mitotic G2 DNA damage checkpoint signaling; double-strand break repair via homologous recombination. Gene Ontology annotation, cellular component: Mre11 complex. NCBI's taxonomy places the organism in Eukaryota, Viridiplantae, Streptophyta, Magnoliopsida, Zingiberales, Musaceae. Gene Ontology annotation, molecular function: protein binding; damaged DNA binding.